Molecule: messenger RNA, 657 nt
Organism: Cutaneotrichosporon cavernicola
Lineage: Eukaryota; Fungi; Basidiomycota; Tremellomycetes; Trichosporonales; Trichosporonaceae
Gene: SNF7
Exons: 4
Coding region: 1-657 (218 amino acids)
Biological process (GO): late endosome to vacuole transport via multivesicular body sorting pathway; vesicle budding from membrane
Cellular component (GO): ESCRT III complex; multivesicular body; cytoplasmic side of plasma membrane
Source: RefSeq, a predicted model, not a curated record
AUGUCAGGCUGGAUGAGCUGGUUCGGCGGGCGAAAGGACACGCGCGAGCAGGCGCGCGACUCGAUCGUCCAGCUGCGCCAACAGCUGCUCAUGAUCGAGAAGAAGGAGGAGCACCUCCAGAAGAAGAUUGACGACGAGACGAGCAAAGCACGCGCCAACGCGACCUCUAACAAGUCGGCGGCACUCUAUGCGCUCAAGCGGAAGAAGGCGUUUGAGAACGAGCUUGACAGGCUCGGCGGAACACGGAUGACGCUCGAGACACAGGUCAAUGCGAUCGAGUCGGCGACGCUCAACGCCGAAACGAUGGUGGCGAUGAAGCGGGGUGCUGAUGCGCUCAAGUCGAUCCACCAGGGACUCAAAGUCGACAAGGUCGACGAGACGAUGGACAGCAUCCGCGAGCAGAUGGAGCUCACAAACGAGAUCUCGAACGCCAUUUCCGACCCGACCAACAUGGUCCAGCUCGACGAGGACGACCUGCAGGCCGAGCUCGACGCGCUCGAGCAGGAGGAGCUCGACAGCCGCCUUGCAGGAGCGGACCAUGUGCCCGUCCACACGCCAGCGUCGCCCGUCGCUGCCACCAAGGGCAAGACGGCGGCCAAGGAGGAGGAUGACGAAGAGGCGCAACUCCGCCAGCUCCAGGCGGAGCUUGCCAUGUAG